This is a messenger RNA of Meleagris gallopavo (turkey), 4647 nucleotides long. It is a transcript of the gene SYT15, whose product is annotated as synaptotagmin 15. NCBI's taxonomy places the organism in Eukaryota, Metazoa, Chordata, Aves, Galliformes, Phasianidae. Gene Ontology annotation, biological process: calcium-ion regulated exocytosis. Gene Ontology annotation, molecular function: phosphatidylserine binding; calcium-dependent phospholipid binding; SNARE binding. The record is from RefSeq and is a predicted model, not a curated record. Gene Ontology annotation, cellular component: exocytic vesicle; plasma membrane.
GCGGGGCAGAUGGAGGCGAGCUGCGAGAGGAGCCCAAGCACUCAUGCCUGAUGUGAUAGGAGAACACAGGACUGCUGCUGGACGCAUUAAGGACUGGGGAUUGGAGACGACACACAUUAAACAGAGCCCAGCUGAGCUCGCUGAAAUAUUAACAUCUGAAAGAACAAGUAGUUACUGUUGCUGGAAGUGUAAUAGUGGGGAUCCUUUUAUUUGUUCUCAUUGGAAUAACUGCACACUUGCUCUGGAAGAAGUUUUGCCUUAUUUAUUCUUAUGAAGAGUUCCCUAAUCCCGUCAAAACAACAUCUGUGAAUGCCAUUUUGCAAGAUCAGUCAUCUUCUGAAAUUCAACCAAAAAGCACAAGAAGAAUCAGUAGCUGUUGAUGUCUUGAGCAGAUCCAAAAGCGUUCCAUUUAUAAUUCCACCAACACUGCAUGGGCGAGACUGGAUUAACCUGACAAAUGAAGAACAAAUUCAGGAAGACAGUAACUCCUGCAUGACUCCCCAGUCUGGGCCACGGUCGUCAUUUCAUUCUUUGGCUGGAGCUUACAUUGUAGGGACCAUUAACCCAGAGCUGUACAAGUUUCCAGAAGACAAGAGUGAGACCGACUUUCCUGACGGCAACAUCGGCCGUCUCUGGUUCUCUAUAGAAUAUAAGGAAGCAUCAGAAACGCUCCUCGUCUCCUUGAUAAAAGCCAGAAAGCUGCAGCCUCCCACUGACUCCUGCAGUCCGUUUGUGAAAAUCUACUUGCUGCCUGAUGAAAGACACUACUUGCAGUCUAAAAUAAAGCGUAAAACCCUUAAUCCACUGUUUGAUGAACACUUUGUUUUCCAGGUUUCCAGUAAAACAUUGCUUCAGAGGACUCUGAAGUUUUUGGUUUAUCAUGUUGAUAAGCAGAAGCACCACCACCUCCUAGGCCAAGUCAUCUUCCCACUGAAAAAUGAAACCUUAACUGAUGACAGCAAAGUAGUCGUAUGGAGAGAUCUGGAGAAAGAAAACCUCGAGACUCCCUCAGAGAACGGCGAUAUCCAGUUCUCCCUCAGCUACAACGACUACCUGAGUCAUCUUACUGUGGUGGUUCUGAGGGCAAGGGGAUUAAAGCUCCAGGAUGAGAGCCGUGCUGCCAGUGUCUAUGUCAAGGUCUCAUUAAUGAACCAUAAUAAGUUAGUCAGAAGUAAAAAGACAGCAGCUGUUCUGGGAUCUCCCAAUCCAGAGUAUAACGAAUCCUUCAGUUUCAAGGCAAAUCAGACAGAGCUGGAUGCAGCAAGCCUGAGUCUAUCUGUGCUCCAGAACACUGAACAAAAAUCACAUGUGCUGGGGCGUGUUGUAGUUGGGCCAUACAUGUACAGUCGAGGCAAAGAACUAGAACACUGGAAUGAAAUGAUCAGCAAGCCUAAGGAGCUGGUUAAACAGUGGCAUGCUCUCUGCUACAGCACUUAAACAGCAUUACUCUAUGGACAAAAAACAAAUGGAGAAGCUCUCAUUGCCUUUUAAAACCUAAUGAUAAAGGAUAUAAAAUCUUUGAACAGUUAACACUCCUACGCAGGCAGGAAUAAAAGUAUAUUCUUUCUUUCUCCAAACACAAUCAGAAGACUUGGUCCCUGGCAGUCUGGAACCCAACCCCAACCUGUCCUUGUACGUCUCCUCAGAUAUCUCUCUGCUGGAAACAGAGCACAGAUUAAGGUUUGACCUACUAUGGACAUUCUUACAUGGAAAACUCAGUCAAUUGGUGGAAGCCCUUAGAAUUUAUGUUUGUUUUAGUGGUAGUUUCCUGCACUAAUUAAAUUACUGUUCUGCAACGUAAUUCAAAGCAAUUACUUUCUCUCAAAAUAAAUACAAUUCUUCUCUUCCUGACUGUUCACUAGGGUCCUGACCUUCACACCUUUUACACCCUACAGUCAUAAACCAGAUAGGCUACUGCAGAAAAGCAUUUUGUACAAUUAUGUUUCAAGAGGACCAUAAUUUCUAUAAAGUCAACUUCCUUUCAAACAAGAUACUAUGUUAAUUCAAUAUUAAAAAACCUUUCAAUUUCUCAACAUCUACAGGAAAAUACAACCAAUGAAAAUAUACCUGAGAGGAACUGUUAAAAUAGAAUACUCCUCUUCACCUGAUCACUCAUCUGAAACAUUAAAUGGUAUUCUAGGUCUGUCUUGCUACAUCACUGGAUAUAAGAGUGCAGCUGUUAGAAUUUAAUCAAAUAUUAAAAUAUCGUAUCUCCAUCAAAUGAAUAUACUGUCCCGAACCUAAAUUUAACUACAAAACCACAGAAAGUGUAGCCAAUAUGCAGUAUUAAAUUCCAAAAAUAAUGAAAGAAUAUUUAAAUGGACUUACCAGCGUACUUCAUGUUUCUCAAGCAAAAUAAAUGAAAAGGGUCCAUUUUGACUCUUCCUGCACAGCAAUUAUUCCAGUAAUGAAAAAGAUAUGAUUAAUCAAAGCACUACGAUGCAGUGCUAUUGUCACACUAAGAUGCAUAGCACAGAAAGCCCUCACCCAACAUGCAGCAAAGAGAUGUAAGAUUAUACGGAAUGUGAUGCUCUUCUCAAUACUCCCAUUGCUACUGAAAAACUUCAGUAUUUCUAAAGCUCUACAAUAACGCUAUCGUGUACUCAUAGAAAAACAAUCCCUUUCAGUGGUAGUGAGCAGCAAUUUGCCUGUUUUACAGCAGAAACGAAGAAUACACUUUUGUUCUAAAAGGUACUUUUUUAGAGAAGAAACCCUGCCACUACUCAACCAGAACAUUUAUCUGUACAUCAUACUCUACCAUAACUUCUUUGCUAAUUACAAUUAUUCUUACACUAGGCUUCUAAGUUGAAUGAGCUCUAUUAGUCCCUCCUUCCCCUAAAUGAAGAACUGAGAGGCCAGAUGCAUUUAUUUGGUGACUACCUGCUCCUAACAAAACACUCUAAAAACAGCAUCUUGAUAUAACAGAAAGGCAACACAGUAUUACAGAUGAUCAUGGACCAGAUGGCUCCUGGGAAGGAGAACUCAUGCCAGACAGUAGGACAGAAAGAUAGAGUGACUUCCAAUCUGGAAUGCAUGGAAAGAAGUCUAAAGUAAAAAACAUAAGGCAGUGGGACUUACAAUUUCCAAGAAAGAAUUACAAAAGCAAAGAUCAGUGAAGCUACAGCAUUACAAUAAAUUAAACUGACGUUGAACUACACUGUUGCAUGACAUAAAUCAGAUUUCAAAAAGGAACACUAUUAAGAGUGAGAGAGUGACCUGAAAGGAUCAUGAGAAGAGAAUGAGGACCAAGUCAGCCAGCAACACAACCACAAUACACGGAACUCAGCAGUUAGAUGCACAUAGUUCAGCAAAUCCAGAUGGCACAACUUCCUUCCAAAGCUAUCAAAUCAUCCUAAUGAGGCUGCACAGCAACAGGAUGUUAAACAAUCUUUAGAAUUUCUCUAACAUAAUUGAUGUCUGGUUUUCCUAAGUCUUAUUAAAAGAACUCCUGGAAUACUUUAAUCCAUACCAGAUUAAUAUUCAUGUUUACGCCUCAUUUAAACAAAUACAAACACUGAAAUUAUUCUUUCUUUCUGUAUGUUCUCCCCCAGCACUAAGUAACCCACAAUCUGGAAUCGGGGAGUGCUGUGUGAAGUAUAGAUGGGAUGAGGUACAAAUGGUGAAAAUAUGAACAGUGAGGUAGCACUCAUUGCAACUCAUCUGAAAAAGUUUCAGAAAACUGCAGUUUUAGUCGUAAGAGAUAAGAGUCACACAUUCAGAGAUGGAAUAAAAUAACGGGAAUUGUUUUUUAAUAGAAUAUAGCCAGGGAUUAAAACAGAAGGGUUUAAGGGGAGGGUAAGUGCUCUUUUUUUAAUCAAGUCUAUAUUAUUGAGAAUGUGUCUGAAGCUUGUGGAUAGCUGAAAUGUUAUGUAGAGACAUUACUAACUGAGAACAACACAGGUAAAGAUAUGCAAGAAUGCAAUCUAAAAGAAUAUAGAAAAUAUGAUUUAUACCUUACAGCUUGUCUCAAGAGAGAUAAUAAGAGGCAAUUAGUCUCAGUUGGAGGCAUAAUUUACAUCAGAAUAGAAUACUGAUCGCUAUCUGAUCACUUUCAGAGUAAUAGUUAUCAGACUGUUGCUUUAUAAAGUCAGGUAACGUCAUCAUUUAUUCAAUCUUUUGACAACUGUAUUUUGAUAGUAUUUUCUAAGACCUUAAAAAGAAUCAAUUUAAUUUCUAAAUCUGAUUGAAUUAGGAGAAACUUGUGUUAAAUUGGCUGUAACCAAUUUUGAAAUUGGCUCAAUGCGACUAUGCGUAUUUAUUUGCUACCUUACAGCUAAACGCAUUAAAUGUAAUUAUUCUAAAGAACUACUUUAAAAGAACGCACCAUUUACAAUUAUUUGAAACCUCUGAGAUUACUGCAACAACUUCUAGCUACACAAGAUUAGAUCCUCAGACAGAUGUUACAAGAGAAAAUAGCAGCAAAACCACUGAGGCAGAACAGUAGAAAUAUUGCUGUUAAGAGACUCACAACAGAGAGCAAGCACAAAAACAAUCAAUUGUAACUUGGUGAUCUUUUUCUUUUAUCUUGUCUGUGACUAAAAUCAAGCUACUGCAUUUCAAUUGUCUUCCUCAAUCUGCCAUAUGAAAAAUAGUCAGUCUCAACACUAGAGAUAACACCAGAGAGAAGAAAAUUGAGAUAUCAGCAAG